UGGAAAACCAAAAUCUAUCGUAUGGGGAGAUCAUAUUAAGCAAGGAAAGCAAAUUUCCAAGAGAUAUUGGAAUGCAACAUGCAAUUAUUGUAACCAAUUUUGGUAUAAGGGUUCUCCUGCUGCUCUCGAAGACCACUUAGGUAAUUUAUGUAAUAACGUGCCACUGGAUUCAAAUCAAGCACAACUUUCAGAUUUUAUCGAAAAUACAAAAUUGACGCCAGAACGUAUUAAAGAUAUAAACAGAGCAUUGGUGAAAGCUUUUGUUGUUUGUGGAAUCCCAUUUCACAUUAUUGAGAACCCGUUUUUUAUCGAAUUAUUAAAAACAUUACGUCUGCCGUAUGAACCUCCAUCUAAAGAUAUCUUUUCUGGUCAUUACUUAGUACAAGAAAUAGCGUUUGCUAAUCAGACGGUUAUUAAGAAAUUAAAUAGUUCAAAAAAUCUAACUAUAG
Messenger RNA from Racocetra persica, 449 nucleotides. NCBI's taxonomy places the organism in Eukaryota, Fungi, Glomeromycota, Glomeromycetes, Diversisporales, Gigasporaceae. The record is from the annotation of a GenBank genome assembly.